CAACACUUUAUAAUCACAAGUGGCUGUCAGGAGCGUCAGGAGAGCCAGCCAGCGUGGACGUCAGCCCUUUGUAUGACUUUAAGAUGUGAGAGACAAACGUUGAAGAUGUCACGCGGAUCGGUGCCUCUCCCGCUCCUCCUCUUUCUCCUCCUGACGGCGACCACAACGACGAAGGGACUGAAGGCGGGGCACGACAACUUCAUCCCCUGCAGCGGCGGUACAACUAGCGGCUCCAUCAUCGACGAAAUCCUCUGCGACCCCGAUGGCCUUGUACCCCCUGUGGAGAGUCACAACAUCUGCCAGCUCCUGAUGAAGUGUGGCGAGAAGGCGGGUCACGUCAGGGUGGUCAUGUUCCUCGCCGCCACCUUCACAGCCCCCGACGCGAACAUUGUGAGGUCCUCGAAUUCCUACUCUGCCUCCGCCUUCGCUUCCGCCUUCCCCUCCGCCUCCGCCUCCGUCGCCUCCACCGCCGAGAAUGUGACAACUGAAGAUGAUGGUGACGUGGAUGACAGGACGAGUAUUAAUCUUCUGAAGGAGCUCGUGGUGGCCUCCUACAAACUGAACGGCUCCUCCUCCACUUCCACUACCUCCAAAACCAACAACGACGACAACACUUCUACCUCCUCCACCGCCUUCUCUCCAUCCUCCAUUCUCCUCGUGGUGGCGAUCAAGGACCCGUUUCAGGUGGCGACGUGGCACAGCGCGGCCCUGGACGGUACUCUGACGAGGGGGGCGGUGGAGGACGUGGAGCGGCGGGCUGGGACACCGUUGGACCAGCAGUACUUCUCCUCCGCCGUGGUGCACGUGGCCCAGGAGCUGUGUCAGAGCACACGGCCGAGGGGGUCAAGGACGCUUCGGGACAUCGCCCUCACUGUCGUCUGGAUCGCCUUCGUCGCCGCCUUCUUCGCUCUUCUCCUGACCAUCGUGGUGGCGCUCCUCCGGGCUCACCACCGCGCCGGGAGGACACGCCGCGUCGAGGCCGGACACGAGCAGGUGAGGCGGAAGGAAUCGUCUCGGCCGUUCGCCAUCACCAGCACCUCGGAGAUCCAGGACCUCGGCGCCGUGUACUACAAGUCCUCGGGCAAGGUUCUCCUCGCCACCAUGGACAUCACAGCCGUGCCCCCUCAUAACUGCUCCUCCACUGACAACUUGCUGCAGAAUUGAGGUCGCCCGAGGAACGACUGAGUGAGCGUUUGAGAAGGAGAGAGACAGCGGUGCGUGAACUCACAUUACAACUAACGCUAUGAAGUCCUCGAAGUAAUUACGAGAACGUUAUUAUAGUGCCUGUAUAAAGGAAAUGCCAAUGAAGUGUCUGAAGAGGUGGGAUUGAUGUUCUCUUUGAUGUAGAACUAAGAAAACUGAACUCUUAGAGGGAUUCAAGCAAGCGUUCGAAGCACCAGACAGACACCGAGGCACUACACUGCGUCUGAAGCCACCAUCAAGUCGUCACAAUUAGAAUAAGAACUGCAUUACUUACUGUACAUAUAUAAAACUAAAUAGACUAGCCACGAAAAUGAAAAAAAAAACGAAGAGGCUGAGGUUAUUAAAUGGCUCUGUGGGACAUGAAACUAAAACAGUUAACAAGGCUAAAAAAAAAAAAGUUUGGUAUGAUGCUCGACCCUCCCUCCACGGACCUCUGCUAUUUACGAGGCUGUGUGAAUAGGGGGCGAGGGGUGCCAUCUAGUGGGACUGUGGGGGUACUAUGACGUUCAGGGUCAUUGGGGAUGUCAUUUGAAAUACUGUAGCAAGUGUUUUACAUUAAGGUCAGCAUAGUGUGUGUAUGUGUGUGUGUGUGUGUGUGUGUGUGUGUGUGUGUGUGUGUGUGUGUUGCAUAAAUAAAGCAUGUAAUUAGCUA
Eriocheir sinensis (Chinese mitten crab) is the source of this 1855-nucleotide messenger RNA. RefSeq lists its product as uncharacterized. The coding region runs from base 73 to 1164 and encodes 363 amino acids. The record is from RefSeq and is a predicted model, not a curated record. Lineage: Eukaryota; Metazoa; Arthropoda; Malacostraca; Decapoda; Varunidae. The transcript is spliced from 7 exons.